This is a messenger RNA of Pseudocercospora fijiensis CIRAD86, 2029 nucleotides long. RefSeq lists its product as uncharacterized. The record is from RefSeq and is a predicted model, not a curated record. The transcript has a single exon. Bases 1 to 1554 code for a protein of 517 amino acids. Lineage: Eukaryota; Fungi; Ascomycota; Dothideomycetes; Mycosphaerellales; Mycosphaerellaceae.
AUGACACCCUCCGAAGAAAGAGCAUCCAGUGUCAACAGGUUGCGUUCACUGUUCGAGACCAAAAACGACAGCUCCAGCUCGCCCAACGCCCGCGGACGCUCUCCCGCUGGUCUCGGAAGCGACGACAGCCGACCCAAAUCGAAGGUCAGAGCCAGCUUCUUCCCCGUCCACUCUCCGAACCGACUGAGCGGUAUGGCCUUACCGCCUGAUGCUGAGGCAGACAAGUCGACUCUGCCUGAGCCCAAUCGCGACCCAAGCACCGGCAGGCGAUCGAGCUUCAGCGAAGACAAGGAUAGUGCCGUUGCCGCAGCAGUGAAAGGCUCCGUCCAUGCAGAGCAUGAGAGGCGGAAGACCAAUUCUCUUGUGGCAGGCACGAUCCCGGAGGCAGUUGUAGAGAUGCCACGGGAAGAGAAGAACAUCGAGCUCGGCAAGAAGCAAGAAAGCACAGUCGAUGAGCCGGCAGAGAGCCCUGACAAGCAUGUGACUGGAGCAGGAGAGGACCCAGCAGAGAUAAAGCCUGCGCCCGUGAGCGGAGGAGGCGCAUUACCGCCAGCUGCUGGAGAUUUGCGAAAGCGAGGGGCAACUGCGUCGAAAGCUUCAAGCAAGAGCAGCAACGGCAAAGCAGAUGCAAAGCCGCCAGCCAUUGCCACUAAGGGUGCACCGAGGCCGUCCACAAGCUCCGUGAAAUCACCGCGCACAGCGUCGACAGCUUCUGCGCCCCCGCCAAAGGUGCCAACCAAGAAGACCUCUCGAAGCUCGCUGACUGCGCCGACCGCUGCUUCCGUGGCUCGAGCUGCUGCUGCCGACAAAAGCACUGCCGCAGGAGUAAAGCAAUCGUCUGCAUCCAAGCCCAAACCACGAGAGACUACGACGCCGCUAAACAUCUCUUCACGGCUCACGGCGCCAACGGCAGCUUCUCGCGCUAAGUACGAAGCUCCUGCGGCUUCUGAGCCAAAGUCGACACCAAGUCGUGCGAAAUCAACUUCUUCAACGAGAGCGACACCAAGGCCAUCUCUGGGACGGCCGCAAUCUCGCAACUCGGAAAAUGAGACGAAGAAAGCGGGUGCGCCAGUCUCUGGCAGCUUUCUAGAGCGUAUGACUCGACCAACCGCUGCAUCAUCGGGCCGGACACAGAAAGAGGCGGAGGUUAAGAGCCCGCCAAAGUCGCAGAAAUUGCCUCACAGGCCGAAAGCCAACGGACACCCAAAAAGUGCAGCAAGUCCCUCUGUUGCGACUCCGGAUGAGAUUGAAGCCGAGACAACCUCGGUAGAAGAGCCAUCUGUGGUUCCAGAAGACGAGUCCCGAGAGGAGGCGGUUCAUUCUGCGGCCCAGUCAGCAGUCGAAGAUGUUGCUGAAGAGCAAUCAGUUCCGGAGGCUGUCACACCAGAAGCUGCCUCUACUACUGCUUCUGAGCAGAUGGAAGGCAAGUCGAUGACUGUAGAGGUUCCUGUAGGUGAAGAGACACCCGUCCCGAGCACCAAUGGCCACGCAGAGGACCCGCCAGCACUAGAGAGCACGCCGGCAGCACCGGCAUUCGAAGACUCAAUUCGCUAGAGGCGUCGCAAUGCAUUCCAUAGUUCUGAGAUGGAUGCCAUUGAGCAGAGUCUGUCCAGCCCCCGUCGUUCGAUCAGUCCGCUCGUUCCUUACGAAGAAGCUUUUCAAAACCGCAGGAUUCGAGAACAGCGACGGAGUGAGACGGUACAUACGGUCUCUUGUCCGCUCACGCCCCACCCGAGGAUCACUUCCAUACCUCAUACUUCUCUCGGUGGACUAAAUCCGGCUUCCGAAGGUCGACUACUGCCAACUCCAAAGAGAAUUGCAAGUUUCAAGAGACUGAACAAGGUCAAAAAUGGUAUUUCUAAACCGAGCGGUUUGGACUGAGGAGCGAGAAACCACAAGAGAUGUGUUGUUGUUGUCACUGUCAUUGAACUCCAAUUCAGUAUUGUUUGCGCGUUCUGCCUGUUUCUACUGAUUCGACAGCUAGAUACCACCCGCUGAGUUAGCGAAGAAAUUUAUUCAAGAUUAAUUG